Molecule: messenger RNA, 5520 nt
Organism: Poecilia latipinna (sailfin molly)
Lineage: Eukaryota; Metazoa; Chordata; Actinopteri; Cyprinodontiformes; Poeciliidae
Gene: pde11al
Product: phosphodiesterase 11a, like
Exons: 20
Coding region: 232-3174 (980 amino acids)
Biological process (GO): signal transduction
Molecular function (GO): 3',5'-cyclic-nucleotide phosphodiesterase activity; protein binding
Source: RefSeq, a predicted model, not a curated record
GUUACUAGGAAUAAUAUAUAGACGCCGCAUUUUUCUACACCUCUGCACACUUACUCCACUGGAAUCCACCACAGACGCAACUCAGGCUUUGACUGACAGAUGUUUCUCAGCAGUGUCCCAGGUCGGUCUCAGCAAAAAAAAGAGAAAAAAAAUGAAUGUGUUUGAUGACCACUGUUGGUAUUUUAGGAGAGAGUUUGGGAGGCUGGAUUAGACGAUGCUGGGAAUGGAUGGAUGAGUACAGUUUCUUGGCUGUCUCCGUCUCGUUUCUUUUACCUGCUCAAAAACUCCUCUACUUUUGCACUCUUUCUUUCCGCUGUCAACAUGACAGCCUUCGACUUCACGGAUGUAGAGGCGUUUUUGGACAGCCACCCGGAUCUGUUCGAGGAGUAUCUGGUCCGGAGAGCCAAAUGCGAUCAGGUGAGCAGGUGGCUGAAGGAGCACCAGCCGUCCAAAGUGUCCGCAUCCGAGGAGAGGCGCGCCGCCGCCACGGACCCGCUCUGGCCGAGCAGCUCCGAUGCACUCCGGCGCAGGUCGUCUCACAUGGAGCUGCGGCGGAACUUCGCCCGCUCCAAAGCCACAACCGCGCACCGCACAUACGACGAGCAUGUGAGCCUGAGCGAGCACGAGUCCCAGUCGAGCAUGAGGCGCCGUGCGCUCCUGCGCAAAGCCAGCUCGCUGCCUCCGACCACCGCGCACAUCCUGAGCGCGCUGCUGGAGUCCAGAGUCAACGUCCCCCAGUACGCGUCCAGCGCCAUCGACUACAAGUACAGACUCAAAGAGACCAACGAGAGGGAGUUCUUCCUGGAGCUGGUGAAGGACAUCUCCAACGAGCUGGACCUGACGAACCUGAGCUAUAAAAUCCUGAUCAACGUGUGCAUCCUGGUGGAUGCGGACAGGUGCUCGCUCUUUCUCGUGGAGGGACCCGCUCACAAGAGGACGCUGGUGUCAAAGUUCUUCGAUGUGCACUCAGGCACCACGGUCAGACCCUCGUCCAGCACUCUGAACUCCAAUGAAGUGCAAGUGCCGUGGGGGAAAGGAAUCAUUGGCUAUGUGGCAGAGCAUGGGGAGACCGUCAACAUCUCUAAUGCAUACGAGGACCACCGCUUCAGUGACGAGAUUGACAAGUUAACCGGCUACAAGACUCAGACCAUCCUCUGCAUGGCCAUCUGCAACAGUGAUGGAGAAGUCAUUGGUGUUGUGCAAGCUAUUAACAAAAAUCCAAUGGGCAACCCAUUUACAGAGGACGAUGAAAAGGUGUUGCAGAUGUAUCUGCCAUUCUGUGGAAUAUCGAUUUCCAAUGCCAAGCUAUUUUCGGAGUCUCGCAAGGAGUACGAACGGAGCAGGGCGUUGUUGGAGGUGGUCAACGACCUGUUUGAGGAGCAGACCGACCUGGAGAAGAUCGUCAGGAAGAUCAUGCAGAGAGCGCUGACGCUGCUGCAGUGCGAACGCUGCUCGGUACUUCUCCUAGAGGAUAUCGACUCACCCGUGGUGAAGUUCUCCAAGACAUUUGAACUGAUGUCUCCUUUGUGCAACAUGGACAGAGACAUCAGCAUGGAGAAGUUAUCCUGCUCUGACUGGCUCAUCAACAACAGCAUCGCUGAGCUGGUGGCUUCCACAGGGCUGCCUGUUAACAUCAGUGACGUUUGUCAGGAUCCACGCUUUGACACUGAGGCAGAUCAGGCAUCGGGUUUUCACAUCAGGUCUGUGUUAUGCGUCCCGAUCUGGAACAGAACUCACCAGAUAAUCGGUGUUGCACAAAUCCUGAACCGCCUGGACAGGAAGACAUUUAAUGAUGCAGAUCAGAGACUGUUUGAGGCAUUUGUGAUAUUCUGUGGACUUGGAAUCAACAAUACUAUGAUGUACAAUCAAGUUAAGAAGACAUGGGCCAAGCAGUCUGUAGCAUUGGACAUGUUGUCUUACCAUGCUACCUGCUCCAAGGUGGAAGUUGACAGACUGAAGGCUGCAAAGAUUCCCCUGAGCAGUGAGCUGGGCAUCGAUGAGUUCCACUUCAACGAUUUUUCGCUGGACAAUGACGCGAUGAUCACGGCGUCGCUCAGGAUGUUUCUGGAACUCGGUGUGGUUCAAAAGUUUAAAAUUGACUAUGAAGUUUUGUGUCGCUGGCUGCUCACAGUGAGGAAGAACUAUCGAACUGUGGCGUAUCACAACUGGAGGCACGCUUUCAACGUGUCGCAGUGCAUGUUUGUCAUGAUCACAUCAAUGACUUGUAUGCAGACCGCCACUUUCCAGGACGUGCUGUCAGAUGCAGAGAUUCUGGCCCUGAUGGUCGGCUGCUUGUGCCACGACUUGGACCAUCGAGGCACCAACAAUGCAUUUCAAGCCAAGACCGGUUCUGCUCUGGCCCUGCUCUAUGGGACGUCAGCAACCCUGGAGCAUCACCACUUCAACCACGCUGUCAUGAUCCUGCAGAGCGAGGGACACAACAUCUUUGCCAACCUCAGCUCUAAAGAGUACAGCAACAUGAUGCAACUAUUGAAACAGGCCAUUCUCUCCACAGACCUUACUUUGCACUUUGAGCGCAGAACCAAGUUCUUUGAGCAUGUUUUGUCAGGAGAAUUCAGCUGGGCAGUGGAAGAACACAGAGAAGUCCUCAGAUCCAUGCUGAUGACUGCAUGUGAUUUGGGCGCUGUCACUCGUCCUUGGGAGGUAUCAAAGCAGGUUGCCGAGUUGGUAACAAGCGAGUUCUUUGAACAAGGUGACAGGGAGCGGUCGGAGCUGAAGCUAACACCAGCAGCCAUCUUUGACCGUAAUCGCAAAGACGAGCUGCCUGCCUUACAGCUCGAAUGGAUUGAUGGGAUCUGCAGGCCACUUUAUCAGGCGCUGCUGAAGCUGAACAGGAAGUUAAAGCCGAUGGUGGAUGGAAUAAAUGGGAACAGAAAGAAGUGGCAGGAACUCUGCUUGUCCGACCAACAGACAAGAAGAGCCUCGGUCUCCAGCCAGAAUACUGACCCGGGUCAGAAUACCGAGUUCAGUGACGACGCAGAAACCAGCGAUUUUCUAGAGAAAGCAGGGAAAACUGCCCAGAUUAAAAAUGCAGAGUUUGGGUCAAAAUCUGAUUGCCGAGAGGUUUUGAGGUACAGAGCAAACAAAGAGACCUGUCACGACACAGGAAACAACAAAACGGUCCCUGGAAGAAGUAAAGCAGGGAGGUUGUAAUAAAUAACAUAAAAUUUUCUGCUAUCUUCUAACACAGGCGUCCCCCUGAACUGAUAGGGUGAAAUAAAAUGCAGAGUUCAUCAGCGGAGCCUGCUGCUGCGUCACUGUGUUAACCUCAGGAACAAUGGGAUGAACCCCAUUUGAUCAUAAGUCUAUUUAAAGGGCAGUGUUCUUACAAAAGAAGGGAUUUCAUCACUUCACUAAGAAGAGUCCUGAAGUUGUAUGAUUUGUAAAAACUCUCUCCUGAUCAAAAACCUUUAAAACCAUCAAAAGAAAUCACUGUGAACUGUCACACAAAGCAAACUGCACACCAAUCUGCAUCCCUGGUAAAGAGGUUUUCAAAGACAUGGAUCUUUCACUGCAGCAGCAUAAAUUAACACAGGAAGUUUAGGAAAAAUACAGUAUUAACUGCAGAACUCCCAUGUUCAGUUUUAAUCAUUUUUGUACCAUCAAAUGUACCACAAUAAUUUCUUUACCCUAUGCUGUCAACACUACAGUCUCUAGAUCAUCGCGAGUCCCCGGUCCUUUCUGAUGCUGUCUUCUCGUCUCCUCACCCCACAGUGUGACCUUUUAGAUGUUGAUUUGGUCAUUUGGUUUGCAUAUUUAUUCUGCUAAAAGAUGCAGUGAUGGCCCAUUUUCAGUUUAUUGGUAAAGGCAACUGGAUGUUUACUUAAAACGCCCUGGGCUUUAAUAAAUUCAUCAUGCCAUGCAUGCUAACAAGGUUUCCAGGGAGUUUGGAAGAGGAACAUACCACAUUGCUGUCAAUGCAGUAUGACACCACUGUAUGAUUAAUGCAAUGACCCAAAAAGAUGACUUUGAUUUAAUUAUUUUUAUGAAUCUUUACCAGGGUAUGUCAGCAAGUGUGGAGGGCUCUGUAAAUCCUGUCGUAAAUGUAGACUGAACCAUGAUCAUGGUCAUGAAUGUCAUAUCUGGGCUGUAUUGCUUUAGUUAAAAAAAAAUAUUUGCCUGCAUGAUCUUACAGUAUUGUUCUUUGACAGCCGGCUGGUUCACAGAGUUGCAUGUGAUCAUUCUUGCCUUGCAGCAUAAAUUCUCUGUAGAUCAGUGAAUCAAAAUUGUGUUGACUGCUUGUGCAUCACCUUUAAAUUUUCCUCAAAACGUCAAGACAGGAAAAUUCAAAUGAUUCUGAGACGCAUUUUGAGAUUGUACAAAAUAUAUGAAAUAAUUUAUUUGGAGCAAGCGAUGUUUUCUGUUUUUGAUUUCAGUUCAAUAUUUAAACUGCUGCUGUUUUCCCGAGUCUCGCUCUGACACUUUCCGUCAGAAGAUUUCUGUGAUGCUUAAGUAAAACAAUUCUUCUGUUUUAUUUGUAUGUAGAGUAUAUCUUUGUUUGCGAAUGCAUGCCGGUUACGUUGUUACUGCAUGUUCGAUGUCAUCUUGAUGCCUUUGAUUGCCACAAGAGAUUUGCUUUGCAUGCAGUCAUACUGGUAUUGUGUGUUCUGAUAUCUUAUAGUGUUGCUGCUCUGUUGUUGUUGGCAAGAACAGCCUGAAAUGUCUACUUUGAGCUGCAACCUUUAUCCAAAUUAUAAACUAGUGAGUUUUCAUAUGCUGGAUUUAUAACAACUCCUUUAAAAAUAGCUUCCUAAACAGGACAAGGAUGUGAUUUAUGUAAGAGAAGAGGAAAUCUGAAUGACUGAAAUGCCUUUGAUUUGGAAACUGAUGGAUGGGGCUUAAAAAAAAGGAAAGCCAAGAUGUGAUAAUUGAUUUUAUUUUUUGUAUAAAACAGGUCUCAGUAGAGUUUAUGUUCAAAACUGUGACAAUUAUGCUGAUACCCACAGCAAUCUGAAUCAGGGCUUGAAAUGAAAGUGUCAUGUAAUUCUCUAAAUCUAAAGGUGGGAUGGUGCCUUGAAGUGUAAUACCAAUCAUGUCCACAAGUGGUUGGCAAUUUUUUUUUUUUUUAAUAAACAAUGUCAUUUAAAAUGCAUUGAGUUAUAUAAUUUAAUGCCAAAGUAAAUACAUUUUUCUUUGAGCUUAGUUGUUAUAUUAACUGAGUUCACUCCUACUUAUGAGUAAGCUAGUGGACCAAAUGGCUAUUUAAAAAAAUAAAGAGACGGCAGAUCUGGAAGGUUGUGCUGGGGUGAUGACCAGAUUGAUUGUCACCUUAACAUCAGGAAGUUAAUUUACCUUAAAAGUACGUCAUGACUGUUGUCAUUAUUGCUGGCAUUUGCAAUGUAUCUUCCACGUACAACCUUUCCUGAGAAUUUGACUUGAUUAGGUUUUAGUUAACUGUACUAUGUUUGUACUGUUAAUAAUUUGGUAUACUGGACUGCUGAUGACUGAGCUGAUGCAUUAUCCAGUAUUUUAUGUAAGUAAAUGCUUAUUUUCUUAAGG